This is a messenger RNA of Dermacentor silvarum, 1256 nucleotides long. Its product is annotated as sulfotransferase ssu-1-like. Lineage: Eukaryota; Metazoa; Arthropoda; Arachnida; Ixodida; Ixodidae. Gene Ontology annotation, biological process: sulfation. The record is from RefSeq and is a predicted model, not a curated record. Gene Ontology annotation, molecular function: sulfotransferase activity. Gene Ontology annotation, cellular component: cytoplasm.
CCAGCGGAAAACGCAGUCGAAAGCCGGCCGUGUGCGUCGUUGCGUGAUAUCUUUAUUGAGUGCUCUUCGUUCAAGAAGCGAGUGGUCUGCUCACGCCUGAAGCGCAGCAUUGGCGGCGAGAAAAAAACGAAGCUCUGGAUCAGUGCCUGGGCGCUUGGAAGGAAAGAUGCAGAACUAUCAACAGUAUCACGAAGUCGACGGCUUCUACAUCAGCAAGAGCUUCCCAGUGGAAUGCGUCCGCUCGGCGCUCCGCUACAAGGUACAACCGGGUGACUUAUUCAUCGUCAGCUACCCCAAGUGCGGAACAACAUGGAUGCAGCACAUUGUGUAUAACAUUAUAAAUGCAUCACCCCCCAAAAACCAGCUGCUGAGCUGGAUACAGAUGCCUUUCCUUGAAGCCCAAGGAGCCGAAUCUGUCGAGGACAUGAAGCGACCGGGCCCAAUCAAGACACACAUGGCUUUCCGCUUCCAACCCUACUCAAAGGACGCGAAGUACAUCUACGUAGCGAGAAACCCGUACGACUGCUGCGUGUCCUAUUUCUACCACACCAAGCACAUGCCUGAGUACCACUUCGAAGAAGGCACGUUCGAUCAGUUCUUCGACAUGUUUGUGGAAGGCAAGGUUGAUUUCGGCGACUACUUUGACCAUCUGCUCUCGUGGUAUGACCACCGAAAUGAUCCGAACGUCUUGUUUGUAACUUACGAGCAGCUUAAGAAGGACAUCAGGGCUUGGGUCCUGAAGAUUGCUGAUUUCAUUGGGGAAGAGUUCGGCCAGAAACUGCGGAGUGACAACAGUCUGUUAGAGAACGUACUACAGAACAUCAGCGUUAAGAACAUGAAGGAAACUGUCAACGAUUCUAUGAAAAACUUGUUCGAUAACCUCGACACCUCUCUCGGUGGCAAGGUGCCCAAAUGGGUCGCACUUAUGAAGGAAUCGAUAGGAGCUGAGGCCUGUGAUAAGCCGAUGACAGGUGAUUUUGUUCGCAAAGGCGUCGUCGGUGAUUGGCGGAACCACUUCUCGGAAGACCAGGUGCAGCGAUUAAAGAAGAGGAUUCAGGAGAAGACGCAAGGCAGUGAUGUCAUGGAUUUGUGGAAGGACGCUGAUAUUCCGCAUUAAGUGCUUUAUGCUAAAUUUUGUGCAAUUUCGAGAGACUCGUAGCCGGUCAUGAAAUACGAACAGAGUAAGCACUGUGUGCUCAGGCUUACUGAUGUUCCUUUAUGUGCCUUGCGCUGGUAUAAAAUAUACGGAAAUGCUA